AUGUCCAUUCACAGCCACCGUAGAGCCAACUUCUGCGCACGCGUCCGUCUCAAAUCAGCAAUGGCGGCCUCCUUUGGCGUGUGUAGGUUACAUUUUAGAAGUUUAGGAGGUCUUGAUAGAUUUUGUCACGGAUUGGAACCUCAAACGCAAAGACGAUUUACGUCAACUACACCAACAAUCAAAGCCCAGACAGGGAGCAAAACCGCAGACUCCGUGAAAAGUAAAACAUUUCAAGCAAUCCAGGAGGAGCGAAGAGAACAAGCUGAAAGAUCUGUUUUAAUCAGCUGUCCUGCUAAAUUCAGCGAAAAGAAGUUUUUAGAUUUCCUCUCUAAACAUGGGACAGUCAACAAGCAUUUCUUCUACAACAGUUUUGGUGCAUAUGCAGUUGUUGAAUUCUCCAAUAAAGAGAGCAUAGCCUCGUUGAAGGAGAGCACAGGUUUACCAGCUGUUGAACAUGAAGCUGCAGUGCCUUUUAAAUCCCGGCUGCUGUCACUGAAAUGGCCAGGCAUUCAGUCAAGCAACUAUCCCACGCCAAAUUUCAAGGAGCAAUCCCCCCCGAACAUCGGUGACAUUACCAAACUGCUCUUGCAAAAGCACAGUGUAGAUGAGCAGCUUCAAUGUUUGACCGAGACUUUACAGCUUACAGAAGAAAACAUCAGUCUGCGCUUCCUUGUCUGUUCUCUGCUUGGAGACAUAGCAGGAGCGUAUUUCCCAGAAUGCAUCAUUAGGCCUUUUGGUUCCACUGUAAACAGCUUUGGUAAACUUGGCUGUGAUGUUGACAUGAUUCUGGAUCUCGACGGCAUAUAUGCAAGAAGCCAGAAAAAGGGCUCAGGACUGUCUCUGGAGUACCAGGUGAAGACGGGGCCAUCAGAGCGGGCUGUGACACAGAGUAUCCUCUCAGUAGUUGGAAAAUGUGUGGACCAGUUUGGCCCUGGAUGUGUGGGAGUCCAGAACAUUCUACAAGCACGAUGUCCUAUUGUCCGCUUUGCUCAUCAGCCUUCUGGCUUUCAGUGCGAUCUUACAGCCAAUAACAAGGUGGCGAUGAAAAGUUCAGAGCUGCUCUUCCUAUGUGGGCAUCUGGAUCCUCGUGUUCGGCAUCUGGUGUUCAGUGUGCGGUGCUGGGCUCGGGCUCAUAGCAUCACAAGCAGUAUACCUGGAGCAUGGAUAACCAACUUCUCGUUAACAGUCAUGGUAGUGUUCUUUCUACAGCAGAGGAGUCCUGCUAUGCUGCCCACACUGGACCGUCUGAAAGAGCUGGCAGGACCAUCGGAUAAGUGUGUCAUUGAGGGCAAUGACUGCACUAUUGUCAGUGACCUUAGCAAGAUUGCACUGCAGAAGAACACAGACACAUUAGAGAAACUGUUGCAGGAAUUCUUCGAGUUUUAUGGCAAUUUUCCCUUCAACAAGGCAUCGAUCAAUAUUAGGAAGGGAAAGGAGCAGUCCAAACCGGAAGCAACAGCUUUGCACAUCCAAAAUCCAUUUGAAGCCACUCUAAACAUUAGCAAAAACGUUAAUGCAGCGCAGUUAGAACGUUUCGUGAAGCUUUGUCAAGAAAGUGCUUGGCUACUUCAGCAGAAGGAAAUUCUUGAGCCAAGUUCUAGCCAGUCGGAUGGGUCUGUCUCACCGUGGGGCUUCGCUGCGCUUCUCGCCCCUUCAGUCACCUCAGGAGCAGGGGUGAAGAGUCGCAGGAAGAAAAAAACAGAACCUGCUAGCUCACGAAUAAAGAACCUGUUAGACUCUCUGAAGAUUAAAGGUGGUGAAACUGUUGCAAAGAAGGGAAGUGCAAACUCUAGUAGGUGAUGCGGUCAAUAAAUCUCACUCACCCUGAAGAAAAAGGACCAGAUUAAAAAAAAAAAAAAAACUGGCUAACUUGUCCUAAGGGUGAAACAGAUGUGAAGUUUGUGUAUUUCUACAGUAAGAAUCUGUAAGUCUUUUAAGAGCAGUUAAAACCUAAGCUCAGCUUCCUUUCCACUGAAGUAUUUCACAUGAAAGAGAAACUUUGUAGAUCCCAACAUGAAAUAACAUCGAAAGAGGUCUGCUGUGGAUUUCGACUCUUAGGGAAAAGAAGCUUAAUGGUUGUUGUGUCGAUCUGAUUACUGCAAUCAUUACAGCCUCCGCAGAACCUCUGAACACUAAAAGGUUUGCAUGAAAUCACUAUGAUUUGUUAAUCACACACUCUCCUAUCAUCGUUUCUGCACUGUCAUACUAAUACAGUGGCCCCAUAACUUUAUGUAAAAACCGAAAUCAAGUCAGGUUGUCAUGUCAGUGUCUGGAUACAAAGAGGUACAAAAAGUAUAAACUACUGUACAUAAAUGUUUUUAUAAGAUAUUAAAUCAAAGUAACUACAA
Messenger RNA from Danio aesculapii, 2348 nucleotides. RefSeq names its product mitochondrial poly(A) polymerase (gene mtpap). The coding region runs from base 1 to 1800 and encodes 599 amino acids. NCBI's taxonomy places the organism in Eukaryota, Metazoa, Chordata, Actinopteri, Cypriniformes, Danionidae. Gene Ontology annotation, cellular component: mitochondrion. The record is from RefSeq and is a predicted model, not a curated record. Gene Ontology annotation, molecular function: poly(A) RNA polymerase activity. The transcript is spliced from 9 exons.